Molecule: messenger RNA, 2764 nt
Organism: Gekko japonicus
Lineage: Eukaryota; Metazoa; Chordata; Lepidosauria; Squamata; Gekkonidae
Gene: LMOD1
Product: leiomodin 1
Exons: 3
Coding region: 185-1957 (590 amino acids)
Biological process (GO): pointed-end actin filament capping; myofibril assembly; muscle contraction
Cellular component (GO): myofibril; striated muscle thin filament
Molecular function (GO): actin binding; tropomyosin binding
Source: RefSeq, a predicted model, not a curated record
UGUAGGGAAGUCACAGUUGCUUACAUUUAACAUUUCAACACCUCCAAAGUGAGGAAAAGAAGAACCUUAUUUCACUGGACUCUUUUCACAGAAAUCUUGUUGAAUUGCUACUUUUUCUUUACCUUUUUUGUUCUAAUAUACACACAUACCCAUCUGAGUUGUACUUCACCAGCAAACUGCCAAGAUGUCUAAGGUAGCCAAAUACAGAAGGCAAGUCAGUGAAGAUCCAGACAUUGACAACUUAUUGUCAACUCUCUCUCCGGAGGAGAUGGAAGAGCUAGAAAAGGAGCUGGAUGCAUCUGAUACAGAUGGAAGCCUUCCUGUGGGGCUCGGGCAGAAAGACCAAACUGACAAGCAAAUGAGUGGGAAGUACAACAGAGAAAAGGAGCCCAAGAAGUCUUCUCAGAAGGAAAAGGCAGAAGAUGAAGAGAAGCCAGUGGAGAAGAAGAAAGAAGGAAAGAUUCUUGAAGAAAAACAUAAGGAUAUUCAUGGCAAAGACCUGAGAAGAAACAGAUCUUCUGACCUAGCAAAAGAAUGUAAAAAAGAAGAAAAUGCCCAGAAGGCAAAUCAAAAAGCAAAGGAUGAGCCAGACAGUACUAAGAGAACUGGACAGGCCAAAGAAGAGAAGUCCUCCAAGGAGGAAAAGAAGGUCUCAAAGGAGAAAAACAAAACAGAGGACAAAAGUACAACUGCCAAAGUGAGAGGGGAAGAAAAGAAUACAAUGCCAAAAAAUAAGUUAGCUGAAGACAAAGGAAAAGAGGAGAAGGCAACUAAUUUAAAGAGAGGCACUGAGAAGACAGAAGACAAAAAAGGAACAGGAAGAACAGGAGAUAAAAGUUCAAUUUUGAAGCAGGGUUCAAAGACAGGAAGUGAAGAGAAAUCACCCAGAGACAGCAAAGGAGCCUCAGAGGGGAAAAGCUCUAAACCAAGCGAGGAGAAAUUGCCAAGAGACAGCAAAGUCACCUCAGAUGGGAAGAGCUCUAAAGAAGACCAAGAGACUAUAAAGGAGGUGACUCGUGAUGGCAGCCCCCCUAAAUCUGAGGAGACUUCUUCCAACCAGAACAAGGAAGAUGAAGCUACCAGUAUCUUUGAUGAGCCACUGGAAAAAGUGAAGAAUAAUGAUCCAGAGAUGGUAGAGAUUAACGUCAAUAACGCUGACUGUAUCAACAAUGAAAUCCUGGUGCGCUUUGCCGAAGCCUUAGAAUUCAACACUGUGGUCAAGGUCUUUGCACUGGCCAACACCCAUGCUGAUGAUCAUGUUGCCUUUGCCAUAGCCAUAAUGCUGAAGUCAAACAAGACUCUGACCAGCAUAAACCUAGACUCUAAUCACAUAACAGGCAAAGGGAUCCUUGCUAUCUUCCGCGCACUGCUACAGAACAAUACCCUGACAGAGCUGCGCUUUCACAACCAGAGGCACAUUUGUGGAGGGAAAACUGAGAUGGAGAUAGCCAAGCUGCUGAAAGAAAACACUACCCUGCUGAAGCUGGGUUACCACUUUGAGCUAGCAGGACCCCGCAUGACAGUCACCAACCUCCUGAGCAGGAACAUGGACAAGCAGCGACAGAAACGUCUGCAGGAGCAGAAGCAGGCUCAGGGAAAGGGGGAGAAGAAGGAUUUCCUGGAGGUGCCAAAGGCUGGAGGCCUGCCAGCUAGCUCACCUAAGGCUUCUCCAAAGCCGUCCCCUAAAACGUCCCCCUGGUCCUCUCCCAAACCUUCUCCUAAGAAAGCAGGAGCCCCGGAUGCCCCUCCCCCACCUCCACCCCCUCUGGCCCCUCCCCUGGCCCCUCCCCUGAUCGAAAACAUAAGGAAUUCUCUUUCCCCGGCAACUCAGAGGAAGAUGGUAGAAAAGGCUCUUCCACCACAAGAGAAGAACUCCCGGGAUCAGCUUCUGGCUGCCAUUCGCUCCAGCAACCUCAAGCAGCUGAAGAAGGUGGAGGUUCCCAAAUUGCUGCAAUAGGGGAUGGAAUCUAGACUUCCUGGAAGGAUGAGAUUUCCAAGGCUGAAUCACCAUGUUUGUCUCUCAGGUGACUGUUUACAUGAAAAAGACUCAGCAGGAAAAAGCAGCCAUGGGUCCUGCACCAGCCCCAGAAGACCAGCCUUCUCUAUGGGAUUAAAUUGGAGGGGUGGACUGGACGGGCUGCCGAGCAGGCCUGGGUGUCAGGAAGAAGGGAUAUUUAUUCUCUGAACUUCUAAAAUCAGAAACUUUUGCUCCAAAAAGGGGGUUUGUAGAAGGUCAUAUACCUGGUCUGUUUGUCCAGUUUUUCUUCAGGAGAAUUCAGAAAGUAAAGUGGCAGAUAUGGUAAGUCUUGAGAGAAUCUGUACUCAGAACAUCCCUGCUUGUCCUUCCAGUUACCAGGCAACAACACUGCAAUCAUCUGCCACUAGGAAUACAAGAACAAAACCACACUGGAGCAGCCUCACUAGGAGAAAGCAACUGGGCCCAACUUCUGCACAAGAUGACUCCAAAAGAAGUAGUACCAGAAGUAGCUACUAGAACCACCUGGCAACUCUGUUGUCAUUCUUUCUGGAAUCUAAACAUGUAAGGAGGAUGAGGGAGAAAUCACUGGGCCAAAUCCAAUUGUCUAUUAUUUCUGUGAUCUCUAGGAUUCUGUUCCUCUGAUAGUGCAAAAGACAGAUGUAUGUAGAACACGAUUUCUCUAGCCUCCACAGGAGGUGUAAAGAACUCUGUAUGUGUUUGUCUAUAAAGUGUGUUAAGGGCUUCUUGUGGUAUCAGGACCCUAGCAGUAAGCACAGGAGUGGGCAG